This is a messenger RNA of Cornus florida, 369 nucleotides long. RefSeq names its product E3 ubiquitin-protein ligase RGLG2-like. The transcript has 5 exons. Lineage: Eukaryota; Viridiplantae; Streptophyta; Magnoliopsida; Cornales; Cornaceae. The record is from RefSeq and is a predicted model, not a curated record. Bases 1 to 369 code for a protein of 122 amino acids.
AUGGCCUCAACUCAUGAUCAAGAAGUCUUCAGUUUCAACCCAGAGGAAAGAUUUUGUAAUGGAUUUGAGGAAGUAUUAAGACGAUACAGAGAAAUUGUUCCCCACCCUCGACUUGCAGGACCUACGUCUUUCGCGCCAAUCAUUGAUAUGGCCAUGACCAUUGUGGAGGAAAGCUCUGGUAAAUUCCAUGUUUUGCUGAUAAUUGCUGAUGGGCAGAUGACAAGAAGCAUAGAUACUCAGCUUGGUCAGCUCAGCCCACAGGAGCGCAAGACUGUUGAUGCUAUUGUAAAAGCAAGGCUUGCUGUGACUCAAGUGGAGAAGAGCUUCCAUUAUGUCCCAUUUGUCGGACUCAAAUCAAAACCCGAAUAA